UCCUUCACUCUAGCUUAACUAUUUCUCCAACACCUUGAAAACAACAACAAACAACUAGAAGGGUUAAUUAGCUAUUUUCUCUCUUCCAAGACAAAACAAAACCACCAAACUCAAAAACCCAACUCAUUUCUUCCACUUCCAACACCUCCUCCUCCUCACAUUCAUGGCACACCGCUCCUCUCAACGGCGGAACUUGGCACCACCAGAACCCAAUCCGCCGCCUGCUCCGGCGAACCACCCAAAACCCACCAUCUUCUCAGCCUCACCUUCACACCACCACUACCCAAAACCAAACCCAGAUCUCAUCCAUGCCUCUAAAUCCUCUUUCUUAGUAAAACCCUUCUCCAGCUUAAACUUGAGUCGCAAUCACCGCAAACAAUCGCAAACCAAACACUCUUCUUCUUCUCUCGUCGACACCCUUUCUCAGACCAAGUCCAUGACCUCCUCCGCCAUAGUUGAAUCCUCCAAAUACUCACUCCCCAAACCGAACACUACCCACAACACAGUUCUCGCACAGAAGGACCAUGUGAAGAAGACCCACAAGGAGAAACCGAGUUUGAUGAAGAAUGAGAAGAAGGAUUCAAUUGACAGGUGUGUUCUGGUUGAGGAUGUUAAGAAGAAGAUUGAGAAAUCGAAACAUGAUGUUGUGGAGAGAGUUUCGGUUUCUCUGGGUAAGAGUGGGGGAAGGAGAAGAUCGUUCUGUGGGUCGCAGGUUGAUUUGGGUGAUGUGUUUGCAAUCAAUGGGGCGAAAAUGGUUUCAGCUGAUAUGCCACCGUUUAUGCAGAUCCAUGCUGUGGAUUGUGCCAGAAAAGCUAUUGAUAGUAUGGAGAAGUUCACAUCCAAGACCCUUGCAUUAUCACUCAAGAAGGAAUUUGAUGGGGUGUAUGGGCCAGCAUGGCACUGUAUUGUGGGGACAAGUUUUGGGUCUUUUGUGACCCAUUCCGUUGGAGGGUUUCUAUAUUUCUCCAUGGAUCAAAAGUUAUACAUCCUCUUAUUCAAGACCACUGUACAAAAAGCAGAUUGAUUGAGAAGGAGGUGAAUGAUUUCUGCUGCUGUAAUCAGAAGAAUUUUGGUAUAGAUUUUUCUUAGAAAGACAAAGCUUAGUCCUCUGUAUAUUGCUUCUGCUUCCAAAAUGUCUCUGUUUCUGUCUAAUUCUGAUCUUCCAGCUCCUAAUUGGGUUGAUGGUGUUAAUGCAAUGUAACUAACGGAGUUAAUUAAUAGAAGAAGAAAUCAACUUUACACGCCA
Messenger RNA from Lotus japonicus, 1246 nucleotides. RefSeq lists its product as uncharacterized. Gene Ontology annotation, cellular component: dynein complex. Lineage: Eukaryota; Viridiplantae; Streptophyta; Magnoliopsida; Fabales; Fabaceae. Gene Ontology annotation, biological process: microtubule-based process. The transcript has 2 exons. The record is from RefSeq and is a predicted model, not a curated record. Gene Ontology annotation, molecular function: dynein intermediate chain binding; dynein light intermediate chain binding. Bases 164 to 1024 code for a protein of 286 amino acids.